GCCCCCGCCCCGGGGCCCCUGCUCACCGAGGUAGCGGCUCCGCAGCCGGGACGGGUCCUCCAGCCCGAGGGACCUUCUCCUCACGUCCCACAACAGCCAGGGACGAGCACGCGGCCACGCUACCACCCGGCUGCCCACGAUCACUCGUCCGCAGAAAUGUCAGCCGCCGGCGUCCGGGGCCUGCGGGCCACCUACCACCGGGUCCUUGAUAGAGUGGAGCUCCUGCUGCCUGAAAAACUGAGGCCGUUGUACAACCACCCGGCAGGUCCCAGAACAGUAUUUUUCUGGGCUCCAAUUAUGAAAUGGGGGCUGGUGUGUGCUGGAUUGGCUGACAUGGCCAGACCUGCAGAAAAACUCAGCACGGCUCAAUCUGCUGUUUUGAUGGCUACAGGCUUUAUUUGGUCGAGAUACUCACUUGUAAUUAUUCCAAAAAACUGGAGUCUAUUUGCUGUUAAUUUCUUUGUUGGGACAGCAGGAGCCUCUCAGCUCUUUCGUAUUUGGAGAUAUAACCAAGAACUAAAAGCUAAAGCAAAUAAAUAAGAGUUCCUGAUCACCCUGGCAAUCUAGAUAUGGACAUAACCACCGGGACCUAGUUUGAUUUAUUAUUCAGUUGUUGAUGAGGUGAUACUAACUGUGCUAAUGUUUGUAAGGCAUAAAAUGUAAUUGGGAGAUAGUAUUGAUACUUGAUUCAACAGAAAAAUAAAGCAAACUUUUAAUAAUAUUGUCUCUUUACAUAUGACUUAAGGAACUUAUCUGUGGAUAUUAGUAGCAUUUUUUCUACUAUUUGUCCAUAAUAAAUCAUAUUGCUCAUACA
Molecule: messenger RNA, 814 nt
Organism: Odocoileus virginianus texanus
Lineage: Eukaryota; Metazoa; Chordata; Mammalia; Artiodactyla; Cervidae
Gene: MPC2
Product: mitochondrial pyruvate carrier 2
Biological process (GO): pyruvate import into mitochondria
Cellular component (GO): mitochondrial inner membrane
Molecular function (GO): pyruvate transmembrane transporter activity
Source: RefSeq, a predicted model, not a curated record